AUGGAACUUCUCUUAGCAAUUUUUCUUGUUGUUUUGACUGUCUUUGUGGUAGGAGCAUUCUACUGCGAACACCCCAAGGCAGAAAUCCCUCCUGGAUUUAUCGAUCGCAAAAAGAUUUACAUUUUCCAUUAUAUCAUGAAUUUUGGUUUCGGUCUGGCAAAAUUUCUAGAAAAAAUAGGUAUCACAUCAGAAGUCCAUGUCCUCAGAACUGCAAUGGAUGGAAUACCACCAUUAAAAGACAAUAAUCUUCUAAUCAAGGACUUAAGUUUUGAUAAGAUUAAAGUAAGAAUUUAUCAGCCAAAAACACCAACCACUGGACGAAGAAGAGGAGUCCUUUAUUUUCAUGGAGGAGUCGGACGAUUUGGAAGCAUUCGGGCCUAUGAAAGAACAUGCCGCUAUUUCACUAAAAAGAGCAAUUCAGUGUUUGUGUCUGUUGGGUAUCGCUUAGCUCCUGAGUACCCAUAUCCAACUCAGUUUGAGGACUGUCUCGCUGCCACCGUACAUUUUAUGAAGAUUGCAGAAGAUUAUGGAGUAGAUCCUGCCCGUGUUAUCGUGUGUGGAGACAGCAGUGGAGGUACAAUUGCUGCUGCUGUUGCCCAAGCAAUGACCAACAGAAAAGACCUCCCAAAGCUGAGAGCCCAAAUCCUGAUAUACCCUUUUCUCCAGGCUGCGAGCUUCAAUUUGCCUUCUUAUGAACAGAACAGGGGAGUCCCUGUUUUACUGAAGAAACGAACGCUCAUUCUUGGUUUGAAGUAUCUCAAUAAAGAAGAAUCAGUCUUGGAUGCAGUCUUGAAAGGCGCUCAUGUUCCAAGAGAUUUGGACUUGAAGUGUAAGGAGUGGCUGAAUCCUGACAAUAUCCCUGAAGAUUUUAAAUCAAGAGACUACCAAGUAAAAGGAGUUUACCAAGAAAAGCAGUACUCAGAAGAUCUCUGYAGACAAGCCAAGCCUAUUUUGGAUCCAAUUUUUUCACCACUACUAGCUGAAGAUAGUGUUAUUGCUCAGCUUCCUGAGACUUUCCUUUUGAGCUGUGAAUUUGAUGUGCUUAGAGAUGAUGUACUGCUGUACAAGAAACGAUUAGAGGAUCAUGGUAUAAAAGUGACCUGGUGUCAUCUGGAACAGGGAUUCCAUGGCAUAAUAUUCUUAGCUAAUUAUGGUAGGCUAGCAUCAUUUAAGACUGCAAAUAAAGGCCUACAAAUGAUAGCAGAUUUUCUAAAGUCAAUAUAA
Molecule: messenger RNA, 1224 nt
Organism: Nothoprocta perdicaria
Lineage: Eukaryota; Metazoa; Chordata; Aves; Tinamiformes; Tinamidae
Product: arylacetamide deacetylase-like 4
Exons: 4
Coding region: 1-1224 (407 amino acids)
Cellular component (GO): membrane
Molecular function (GO): carboxylic ester hydrolase activity
Source: RefSeq, a predicted model, not a curated record